CCACGCACAGACCGUGUGGUAUUCUUUUGCUUUUAUUUGCUUUUACAACCACGACCGGCACUACAUCCUCCCUGGCAACCUGGCGACAACCCCUGGUAUGCCCCGCCAUGCCUGCAGACCAACCCGACAACCAACAGACCACCCCGCCCAGGGGUGCUUCCGGACUGGGACGCUCCCCUAGUAUAUUCUCAUACCAGACACGCCUUCUGGGACAGAUCGCAAAUGGACGGCAGACCCCCCCGCCGGCUACAUCAAUAGCCAGCUCUCCUGCCUACACGUCACUCGCUUCCAUCGCAGGCAGGGACAAGGCUUCACCGCCUUCCACACCUAUCCGACGAGCGGUGGCCAAGAUGGUCAUAGACUCUGACUCUACACCGCCUGCGAAACCUCCACGUCCAUCAGUCGGUCAUGCUCGCAGUGCAAAGUCUGUCGACUUGGUAAGAGGGCAAUGGGAAGCAAAAAUAGCAGGCGUCCCUGAACCUUCUCGUCCUCCAUCGAGGUCCAGCCGUCUCGGGGAAACUUCCGUCCCCGCUGCCCCUGCACCAGUAUUGACGGCGACUGAAAGCCCGGUAGAUGCAAAGUCGACAAUGCCCCCUCCGCCUGUACCAAAUGUCGAAGGCGGAUCGAGCAAAUUUGGGAGCACCUACAUGGCUCGUCGCGCGGCCAAGAGGGCCACCGUAGACGGUGUCAGUGGAUUUGAUCCCACACGUAUACCGUCAGCAGCUUCAACUGCCUCUACAUCCACCAGUGAUCGUCCCGCAUCACCCUCCAUCACUUCAUCGACCUCGCUUCUUACCCCCAAUGCCACGGGUGACAGCUUGGCCCCGUCAGCCAAAGGGCAAUCAGUUGAAGAACGACUGGCAAUUGCCAAAGCGAACGCUUUGAAGAGGCGACAAGCGCGAGAACAGGCAAAGGCUGGAAGCGCUCAAUCCGUUGCCUCUCUUGACGUCGCUCAACCGGCAUCAAAGACGCCAGAAACCAAGCAACCUGAAACAAUUGCUUCUGGGGCCGAUGUGCAAAGUGUCACUGAAACGAGACCCAAGAAUUUUGGCAAUGGGCAUGAAACGUCGAGGCUACCUAAAGCUACUGAAACGGACACCAAAAAAGAGGAGCGUGACGUAAAGCAGGCCGCUGAACCAAGCCCAUCAAUGCCUUUGGCUUCCAAGAUCGCUUCUUCUCCCUUUGCUCAACUUUUUACCCCGCCCUCACGUCCCGCAACACAAUCAGAGGCUCCGGUAUCCUCCACCUCUUCCAACCCCCAGUCCUCGCUACGUUCCAUCGCCACUGCCCCUUCUACCAACCGUUAUGUUCCUUCCGGUCUUUCGGUGUCUUCAGCCCCUCCAUCGUCUUUUGAACAGCCAAAAAAUUCUGGAGGCAAAUACGGUUCAAUCAGCAAGAGUGAUAACCGACGACUGGGGCGCCAUCUGCCGAGAAUUGCAUCUGGCGAAAAGGGGUGGGAGGAUGAUCAGGCCUCCAAACAUGCAAAGGGGGCGUCCGAGGGGAGAAGGGUACCAUCGACUUUGGGCAAAAAAUUUGUCACUGCGGAUAGCGAGGAAGAGAAUAAACCUCCUGUCACGAAAGCAGACAAGAAACCAGACGCAUCGUCGGUUGCCCCCUCCCCGAAGACUUCCAUCUCCCGAGCCACUCGUCCUCCCGACAUUGACAUCCUCGGGUCGUCUGAAGUUGAGAACCGCUCUUCCGAGACUCGCCCGACCGCCACUCCAACAAAGAGACGCUCUCAGUUCAUGCCCUACACUCCAAAGUCUACCAUUCCCGACUUUAGUGGCCCCAAAUCUCCUCGAGUCGAGCUGAGCGGGGCUGAUAUGAAGGGACUCAUGAGCGCUGUCGGCAGCUUGCCAGCUAGAGGUGAUGCAAAAGACGAAGAAGACGGUGUGACUGGUAUGUCCAAUCGUCUUCGUCUUACAAAGUCUCGCCUUCCGCCCUCUGCCUCAUCAGCAUCUGUCGCUCCGGCACCGCUUCCUUCCAGACGUCUAAUGCAGACCAAUUGGAUGGACCGUAAUCGAUUUGCGCUGGGUUCUUACGAGUAUCUGUGUCACGUAGGAGAGGCGCAGCAAUGGAUUGAAGGCUGUUUGGAUGAAGAGCUGCAGUUUGGCGUGACCGAGUUGGAAGACGGUUUGAGAGAUGGAGUGGUGCUCGCAAAACUCGCAAGGGUGUAUGAGGGUGAAGGGGUGGUGAAGAAGAUUUGGAUGGAAUCGAAACAUAGAUACAAGCAAUCAGACAACAUCAAUUAUUUCCUCAACUUUGUUAGAAAUGUCGGGAUGCCAGAGACUUUUAUUUUUGAACUUACAGACCUUUACGACAAGAAGAACAUUCCCAAAGUCAUUUUUUGCAUCCAUAUUCUGAGUCACUUACUCGCACGUCUUGGUCGUGCCGAACGCAUUGGAGACUUGGUCGGCCAGUUUGAAUUUACUAAUGAACAAAUCGAAGCCACACAAAAGGGACUGAAAGGCGUGGCUAUGCCCAAUUUCGGAGACGUCCGAAAUACACUUGCGAAAGAAGCAAGCUGGGUCCCAGAGGAGCCGGAAGAGACGGAGGAAGAGAUUCGGGAUCGUCUCCUUCUCGGAUGCGAAGACAGUAUCGUGAGCCUUCAAAGCUAUUUGCGCGGCCAUCCUGCUCGCAAGCGUGCUUCCCGAGUUCAAGCGCAGCUCGAGCUUGCCGAUCCUAUCACUCGAAGACUACAAGCUCGCGCACGAGGCGCGCUUUGCCGCCGUGCUCUGCUCGCUCAGCUGGACGAGCGCAAGCCUCUUCAAGAGAUGACCCGUUUCAUUCAAGCUGCUGCUAGAGGGAAGAUGGUCAAAAAAAAGUGGCAGGCUCGGCUCGGCGAGGUUACGAAUGUGGAGAGAAACAUACUCGCUGUACAAGCGCAGCUGAGGGGUGUAUUGGUCAGAUCUCGGAAGCGUGGAGAGGCAAAGCGUUUGCAGCAAACAGGUCGUGCGAUCGUAGGGUUACAAGCUCAUUGUCGAGGCUGCAUGGCCAGAUGGGACCGGAAGCUUCACCAGGCUACUGUAGCCCUGCCUCAUGUUGUCGAGUCUAUUGAGUCGCUCCAAGCUUUGUUGCGAGGCCGCCUUCACAGGCAAAAUGCUGCCCGGCAACAGCGCGUCAUCUAUUCCCAGGUUCCCACAUUCCUCUCUCUGCAGAGCCAGCUUCGAGGAGCACUUGUGCGCCGCAAGAUUCGUGCUCAGGAGCAGAAGAUGGACGAUGCUUCUACCUACGUGGUGGCUAUCCAAGCAGUGGCUCGCGGGGUUCUUGCCCGACGGAAGAAACGCGCGUUUACUCAAGUCCUUCAACAAUCUGCGCCUUCGACAAUCUCCUUCCAGACUAUGGCACGUGCUCGUCUCGCCAAACAAACCCACAAGAACAUGCAAAAGGCUUUGGCGAAAGUCGAAGUUGCAGGGUCGGUCGGUGGCCUCCAAGCCUUUUUGAGAACGAGAUUGGCGAAGAAACAGACCACCGAGCAGAAGAAGAAGCUCGAGUUCGUCCAACCGGACGUCAUUGGUUUCCAAGCGGUCGCUCGAGGUUAUCUCGCUCGGGAAGACUACCAGUUUUGGAGGGAUUACCUCCAUGACGGCCGGACGAUUGGCGCCUUGAUCUUCCUUCAGUCUCUCAUUCGCGGCUUCAAUGCUCGUCGAAGGCUAUACAUCCGUACUAGCUACGUCCACCACAAUGUCGACAAAAUCAUCAAAGUACAAGCACUCUGGCGAGGUCGACAGCAGCGACUUUCGUACGAAAGACUGAUCACUGGUGUCGAUGUUGAUGUUCCGACCAUCCAGAGCUACAUGCACCUUCUCGACGACACCGAGUCCGACUUUGCGGAUCAGGUACGCAUUGAAGCUCUUCGAGGACAAGUGGUCGAUUUGAUCAGGGAGAAUCAAAAUUUGGAGACGGAAGUCAAGGACCUGGAUACGAAGAUUGCUCUGAUCAUCAACAAUCAGAUGACCUUCCAGGAACUUGCCCGCGCUAAACGUCGAACAGAACAAGCAACAUACCAUGCGCCAAACAAUGAUCCCUUCUCUGGCGGCGUGCAUCUCGAUCGCACAAAUCAACGCAAGCUGGAAUUAUACGAACAAUUGUUCUUCAUGCUUCAAACCAAGCCGGAGUAUAUUUCUAGGCUUUUGAGAGUCCUCGCGAAGGGCGAUGGAAGCUCCGACAAAGAGAUGAGGCUACUGGAAGGCGUAACAAUGAUUCUGUUUGCGUUUGGCCAUGAGAGGCGGGAAGAGUAUCUGUUCCAUAAACUUCUCCAACUCGCCGUUCACGAAGAGAUCCUUCGCGCCCACACAUUACACGACCUCGUGAACUCUCGAUUCCCCAUCUUGCCUAUCACCACCCAGUACACGAAGACUUCACUCACACCUUUCAUCCACGACGUCGUCGCACCUCAUAUCAUGAGAAUUGUUAGCGCGCCCGAAUCAGACUUGUGUUCUGAUCCAGUCAAGAUCUACAUGGACAUUAUCAAUGCAGAGGAGACCCAGAACGGAGUACCAUCGGCGCUCCCGAGGGACAGAAAUGCCGAUCAGAUCCUGCAAGAGCAUGCUUUGACCCGGGCACUCUUUAUAAGAAACCUCCAAGAAUUGAGGAACUUGACUGAUCUCUUGCUGGGGGACAUCCUCCAGGCGCACGCCAAGCUGCCGUACACCAUCCGCUUACUCGCUCGUGAGGCUUUGCUCGCACUACAGACCAAAUUCCCGGACGCUACCGACGAUGAUCUCGUCCCGGUAGUCGCCAAGACCGUAAUUCUUCCUUUCUUGCUUCCUGCUAUCAUUGCGCCAGAGCAAUUCGGCAUGGCGCCCGAGGGUGUCGGGGCGGUGGAACGACGUAAUCUCUCAGAGCUAGCAAACCUCUUGACUCAUGUCGCUGGACAAGAGUACACCAAUACACCGGACCAGAGAUUGCUUAGGACACCUCUCGAAGCAUUCAUCACUGCCAUGGCAAUGCCCUUCCGGGAAUGGGUGCUUGACGUCGCCGAUGUCGAACACGCUGAGGGUCAUUUCCAUGCUCACGAGCUCUUUGAGUCGACGGUGGAAGCCAAACCCAUCAAGAUCACUCGGUCCGAUAUCUAUGGCACGCUCAGUAUUCUCGUUCAGAACCAGGAUUACAUUACAUCGGGCAACAAGAAAGACCCCAUCAUAUCUAUAUUGGAAGAGCUAGAAGGCCCUCCUAUCGAAUAUGACCGAGGCAAGAAUACGGUCAACCUGCGCCUCACCAAUCGCUUGGCGGGACCUCAGCCCGGGGAUCCCGAUGCUGCCGCAAAAGCCGAUUGGAUACAAGCCAAACGACACGUUCUUGCUGUCCUUCGUGUUCAAUCUGGCAAGACACUCUUUGAUGUCUUGGUCAGUAGCCCUGAAGAAGUCCAUGAGCAGAUGUGGAUUGAAGAGGUGCACCGGGACAUCGCGCUGGAGACUGCUCGAAAAGCAAAGCACGGAUUGCCACCAACGCCCGUUGAAGCAGAGUACCAAAUUGAAAGUAUUCGAUCAAUGCCGUUCCAUGAGGUCAAAUCUCGUGCCAUCGAAUUCUGCAUGAAGUUGGAGCGGUCUGGACGACUAUCGAGGGACGACAAUCUCCAAGGUCUGCUCGUGUCUAUCGCUUCUGAUAUUCGACAAAAGCACCAUCUACGAAGAAUCCGCAAAGACAACUUGGCGGGCAUGGUCAAAGCUCAUGAAGACAUGUCUAAAAAGAAGGCGGAAUUUGAGUCUCAGGUGAAGGCGUACCAUGAUUAUAUUGACGGAGCCAUGGCAGAGCUGCAAGCCAAGGGGAAAAAGAAGCCCACAUUCAUGAGCAAGCAGUACAGACAUCAAAUGUCUCAACGAAGACAAGGCAAGCAAGCCAAGUUUGGGUCCUACAAAUACACUGCUUCUGAACUGUAUGAGAAGCGCAUUCUCCUUUCCGUCAACCAGAUCUCCCCUCGUCAAUUUGACAAGCUCUUCAUUGUGAUCUCCUCCAACGAGGUGGGCGUUUUUGAUUGUCAACUUCUGUACCCGUCCUCGCCCACCGCGCCUGGUGGAUUACUCGGAGAAGACCAGGUCAGGAUGGAGGAUCUCUUGGGGGCUCAGUAUGAGAACAAGGAGAGACUAGACAUGUUUGAUGGACAAGCAGCGUUCAGCUUGAACAUGCUGAUACACCAAGUCAACAAGAAAUUUUACAGCUCAUAAGCGACAAUAUGGUGUCAAGGACGUGUUUCAUUUUGAUGGACUAGGAUUGUGGUCAUAACGAGUAACGAUUAAUGCUUGCGCUUUCGGUAUUUCAUGAUGUACGUUUUACGAUGACUGACACAAGGGGUAUCCCCGUGUACAGCUAUAGAGUACAAAUGCGAUCAUUAUGUACCAGUACAGUUUACAGUUAUCGCGAGAAGGGCCCAACGGUAAUUUUCUGAUAGAUUGAAACCCCAUGGCGAUUUAUGGGUGUGUGUAAUCAUGGUCCCCUUAGCGUUCGUAUUGACCGAGAACGGCGUUGUAACAACAUGAGGGGUCAGUGAUGGUGCAACUUUGGCUGCGUUCAAGUGGGGGCGCCAGCAAAAGAUAUAUACAGA
Molecule: messenger RNA, 6544 nt
Organism: Cryptococcus amylolentus CBS 6039
Lineage: Eukaryota; Fungi; Basidiomycota; Tremellomycetes; Tremellales; Cryptococcaceae
Exons: 18
Coding region: 108-6167 (2019 amino acids)
Biological process (GO): regulation of actin cytoskeleton organization; regulation of GTPase activity; mitotic actomyosin contractile ring assembly actin filament organization
Cellular component (GO): cytoplasm; mitotic actomyosin contractile ring
Molecular function (GO): calmodulin binding; actin filament binding; GTPase activator activity
Source: RefSeq, a predicted model, not a curated record